Molecule: messenger RNA, 582 nt
Organism: Helobdella robusta
Lineage: Eukaryota; Metazoa; Annelida; Clitellata; Rhynchobdellida; Glossiphoniidae
Exons: 5
Coding region: 1-582 (193 amino acids)
Source: RefSeq, a predicted model, not a curated record
AUGGAUAAGAAUAGGAUCAGUGAACAGUGUCUCCUAUCUUUCAUUUGUUUCGUGUCGAUAUACUUAUCCAAUUUCGGAAUUUGUUUCAACGUUGAUACGAUUGAUCCUAAAACGUGGAAAGACGGACGCGCGCAUACACACACUUUAUACCGAGAAAUAAACUGGAAUUUGUUAGACAAAAAAAGAUCCAACAAGGUUGAAAAUGAAGAUAAUUUUUUGCUCAGUAUCGGGUGCCUAGGGAUCGACGAGAAAUCGCCAAAGGUUAAAAAUAUCGCCCAAGUUCGUGAAUUAAUGGGCAAUAACACCAUCUGGUUUGGCGUUAGCAUGUCUACUGAUUAUGCAACUAAAAAUGCACUUAUAGUAUGUGCUCACUUGUACACGUAUAUGUUGAUCGAUCGGCAAAUGAUUGAAGGAUUUUGUCAGCUGGUGAAUGAUGGUCAAAAAGGCCAAAGUUUUGGCAAUUGUGCUGGUUGUCAGGGCUCUUUAAACUGUCAAAUAUGCCAGACUGGCUCAAGUCUUUACUUCAAAGAUCUGAUCCUAUUUGAAACUCAAAUAGCUGGCGGAAGGGCCAAAACGUUUUAA